AUGGAUGAGGAGGUUUUAGUGGAAGAGGCGCAGAGGUGGAAGGAUCAGUGUUUAAUAUGUGCAAAUGGCAAGCGGGAGUUUGACCAUGAGCUGUACCAGUGUCCCCACGAGGAGAGCCAGGAGGCAAAGAGAUGGAUGAUGACAGUGCGGAGCAAGAUCAAAUACACACGGUAUUCCGGGUGCUUCCGAUGCGGGAUGCCGCAGUCCAUAUGCAACAGCUGGAAGACACAGAGGCAGUGUCCGUACAGGGGAUUUUUGAUCCCGACAGUGGCAAUGAUGAUGUAUGGGUGUCAUGCAGGGCAGAUGAAGCAGGCGUGGAGACAGCGGCUGAGAGAGUUCAAUGUGGAUGCAGAUGAUCAGGAGGCGGUGAUUGAAUUUUUGGGACAGAAGGUUGAGGGGCAGGGCAUGGAGCACAACCGGCUGGUGGAGAUGGUGGAUUUCCGGGGGAGGAUCGAGUUUGAGGGUACAGAGGUCAAGUGA
Molecule: messenger RNA, 480 nt
Organism: Histoplasma mississippiense
Lineage: Eukaryota; Fungi; Ascomycota; Eurotiomycetes; Onygenales; Ajellomycetaceae
Exons: 2
Coding region: 1-480 (159 amino acids)
Source: RefSeq, a predicted model, not a curated record